Sus scrofa (pig) is the source of this 16548-nucleotide messenger RNA. RefSeq names its product GLI family zinc finger 3 (gene GLI3). Gene Ontology annotation, molecular function: DNA-binding transcription factor activity, RNA polymerase II-specific; RNA polymerase II cis-regulatory region sequence-specific DNA binding. Gene Ontology annotation, cellular component: nucleus. The record is from RefSeq and is a predicted model, not a curated record. Lineage: Eukaryota; Metazoa; Chordata; Mammalia; Artiodactyla; Suidae. Gene Ontology annotation, biological process: regulation of transcription by RNA polymerase II; smoothened signaling pathway.
GUGGAAUGGAAGGAUUUUAUUUUUGGUAAGCGGCCCAUGUGAAGUUUAUUAUUUAUUUAUUUUGGUUCUUUUUGCUUCAGCUCCUUUGGCUGAAUGAAGCACUGCUGUAUUUUUAUUGCAUACCCCAUCAUUAAAAGAAAUUGAAAAGAUGCUUGUUAGUUUUCAUAUUGCAGAGAUGGAACUCUAUCGGGCGCUUUUAGGAACAAUUACAAUUCCUAAUAGUGCAUUUUAAGAAGGAGUCUGGUUUUGUUCUUGAUUUGAAAAAAGAGAGGACUUUCUUAAAUUCGCUCUAAUUGGAUAAUCAUGUUUCUUGGGGAGCAGGUCUCUGCUUAGCAUGACCCUGCUUUUAUUGACUCAUUGCAUGUUGCUUUCCAGCCUGUGGGAGGCGAGCUCGCUCUGGGGCCACAUGACGGCCUUUCAACUGUUGGUAAAUAAUCCAGGUAAAGCUGCUUCCAAGUGCAAGCUGUCCCUCCUUCUCCAUAACCCGUAGGCUUCUUUAACGACGGGUCCCUUUCCAUAAACUAUGUAUGGCUUAAACUGUUCCAACUCUAGUGCCCUUGAACGCAAACCAAAUACUCAGGUGGCUUCUGGCAUCUGAACGCGCACCUCAGUCCCCAGAAGAUGGUGGUAAAUGGUCCUGGGCAGACGUAGCUGUUCCUGUGUCCACCCCACAGCUAUUUUUGCAAAGGAAUAUUACUGUAUAUAAAAUAGAUAGGUAACAAGGGCCCACUGUAUAGCCCAGGAAAAUCUACUCAACACGGUACAGUAACCUCUGAGGGAGAGGCAUCUGAAAAGGAACCGAUAUAUGCAUAUGUAUAACUGAUGGAUUCUGCUGUACACCUGAAACUAACACAACUUUGUAAGUCAACUACACUCCGGUAAAAUUUAUUUAAAAAAAAUAGCUGUUCAGAACCUGGAGACCCUCUGGAAAGAUGAUGGGUCAUUUGACGGCUCGCAAGUAUCCUUUCCCGAUGACCUUUAUAGGAAGAAGGGCAGGAGUUGUGGCAGUGACCUUUAUCUUCACAUGUGUAUCAAGAAACAGUGCAUCCGUGUUCAGCUUUCAGAACAUUUGGGUGUGAACGCUUUGCAGCGGUUACUAAUCAUUGAAUAUAAUAGAUGAGAAAGGCCCAGCCCCUUGGCCACUUAUCUGAAGUCUGGCUUAAAGCAGAUUUGUUAAAUUUGCUAAGCCUCAGGAUGCUUCUCUGGAUGACUGGGGUGGGGAGACUGUGUGUGUGGUAGCCUGUGGGCCAUCAGCGGGAUUCCUGUCUUUGCACUUGGCCCAUGGCCUGGCUUUAAGUACGUGCUCAGUGAAUGUGAGAAAGAGCCACGGCGAUAGGGAUCCUGCUAACACCGGUUCCCUUUAUAGCUUUCAGGGGUGGCCUGGUGAAAGAUGAGUUACCGAGUUGGACAGAAAGGGAAGUUAGGGCAUUUUUGGUACUUGUUUGAAAGGCACUUGCAUGUAGGUAUGUAUGAAAAAAUUCAAAAUAGCCAUGUCAUUUUCAAGAAGUAGAUUUAUUGACGUCUCCAUAAAGCCUAAUAUCAUUGCGAGGGGUUAUCGAUAGGUGUAGCAGUAACCAAGCAGGCACUUCUGGUUUUAAGACACGGAUUACAUCGUUUAAAACAAGACUACAGGUGAUCAAUUUGUAGGAUAAUUUUUCAGUUUCUAUAUACUUUGUUUGAACUCGUAUUUACUGUAAGGGUCUUACUUAGGAUAGCAUUGGAACCAGGAGAAAAAUAAAUCAGCUCCUUCUACACUCUGUAAUGCUCAGGAAAUAUGGAAACAUGAAGAAAAAAUAAUCCAGGGAAAUAUUUUCAUGUUAUUUGGUGCAAUUUUUAAUGAUUAAAAAAAAGGUGUAUAUGUGUCUUCCUGGCCUCUUUCUUUCCUCCAAAAACUUGGAUCCUUCAAAACAAUUUGGAGGCGUGGUGGUUUGCUGGGUAAGGGAGGGGACUCUGAAUUUCAGUUCAGGCUCCGUCUCCUCCCAGCUGUGUUUUCUUGGAUAAAUAUGCCUUCGUUUUUGUGUCUGUGCAAAUGAGGAUCACAGGCGUAUUUAGCUCAUGGGCUUGGCGUGUAAUGCAUGUCGCAGUUCUUAGACUUCAGUGAAAUUCUUUCCCAUAUUCAUUAAAGCCCUCGAUUGUACUGGAUGUAGUGACAUCAGUGUAUUUUCCUGUUUUUAAGGUUUCAUUGCGGCAGAGUUGACCUACAGCGUUGUGCUCAGCUCUGCUGUACCACAGGGAUUCAGGUACGCGUGUACCACAUCCCUUCUCUUUGAGAUGUUUUUUCCCACAUAGACUUUCACGGAAUACUGGGUCGAGUUCUCAUCCUGGCGUAAGAGAGUGGACAUUUAUUUUGUUAACUGGGUUGCCCUACCGUCGAUACCACGGUGAUGAGUAUCCUUGAAUAUAAACUGUCUUCUUCUCCAGUCUUUUCCCUGAAGAUACACCCUUGAAGUGGGAACCUCUGAUACAGCCAAGCAUGGAAAUAUUUGGAGAGUGUGAGACACUUUCCUCCCCUGCCGUCAGGGUUGUCCCUUCUGCAGUUUUCCUGUAGUAUUUCUCCUCGUUUGGGGUGUAGGCCCUGUGGCAAAGGUGCAUACGCUCUUUGCGGGUAGUGGCCGGCCUCCAAUGUGGUCCGAUGCAGCCUGCUACCUGGUUUCUGAACGCCCACGAGCCAAGGAUGGCUCUUAUUACAUUUUUAAAUGUGAUCCAUGGGUAGAUGUGAGGUUCCGCAGACCACCUUCAAAUUCAGAUUUCUGCUCUUUUUCUUAUCACUAGGUUUGGAGGUCCAAGAGCCAGAGAUUUAAGUGGGGGCUUUAGAAUCUGCGCACCUAAGCUCCAGGCUCUGUGACCUAGAACGUGACCCAGCUGCCCUGAGCCAGGGUGUUCUCAUCUGGCAGAUGAGCUGAAUGACAGUGUCUUUCUGACCAAGUUACAGGGAAGAGUAAGUAAGACAGAUGAAGCCUCUCUACUUCCUAGGAAGCAAAUGUUAGCGGUCAUUCACUGGUACCUGGUGAAUAGAUUUGAAUUGGUAGGAAAGGAGUUUCCCUGUGGCUCAUGGGUUAAGGAUCUGGCAUUGUUCUUGCAGUGGCUUGAGUUGCUGCUGUGGUCGCAAAGCAUGGCAACAACAACAAAAAAAGGAGAAUUAGUGGGCAGAAUGAAUGAGAUGAGAAUUACUUGUACUUUGGGAAGGUAGAUGAAUUUGGCUUUUUGUUUCCUUAAUUGCUUUUGCUGGGACUUCUCAAAAAUUAAAAAUACAUUCCCCUGGCUUUGGGUCAUGAAGUUCUCCUGCAUGUGCCUGGAAAGCUGGAAAAAAGGCCAGAAGAAAGGUCUGGCUGUGUCCUGGUUCCAGUCUUUUUCGGAAGAGAUGGGUGAUGAGUCCAGCCUCUGGCUGGUCGGUGGAGAGGAGAGCGGCUGGGAUACCGAAGCACCGUGUCUUGGCUGUGACCCUGAACGUGGGCUUUGGGGGAGACCAGGUUUUGUGACCCUUCCUGCUUCACUCGCAGAUGGCGUCUGAGCUCUUCCUUGAAACUAUCUCCAGCAGUUGCAGACUUGUGUGGCCAAGUAGCUGGAAGAGGGCUCAUCUGCAGUCAAAGCGUGGAGACUCAAAAGGGGCUAUUUUCGUUUGGGCUUCUCAAUGGCACCUGUUGCAGCUGAGGUCCAAGCGGGCAGUGGCUCGAAGGCGCUUCUGGGGUAGAGCCCUGACCCAGGCAGCGCCUGGCCUUGCCUGCCUGGAGGAGGAGGCCGCGUCAGCAGAGGCAGCCCCUCUCACCAGCCCCAGUCUUGCCCCUGUGGGGGCGGAGCCUCCAGCUCCUUUCUGUACAGUAAUGAUAUUCUCUUGAUAUUUAAAUGUACACUCCAGGAGGGUCUGAUUUCUGCCACAGAGUAAGCAUGGUCUUUAAAAUUUUAUUAAAAAUAUAAUACCGCCAUAUGCUCAGGCUUUCUUAUUACCCAGUCUUCUAAAAACAAAACCAUGCAACAUAAACACACCAGAUGAAGCCAGUUAAAUUUGUGUUCACUGCUGCAAUUUAAAACAUGAUGGAGGGGUUAGGAAAUGGGACUUUGAUGUUGGGGGGAUGGGGUGGGGCACAAACCUGGGACACCCGCCCUAUUCAAACCUGCGGCCAGAAGAAGCUGCCACACGCAGACUUUCUUCCUGCAUGCUUUCCAGGGAGGAGCAGGCGGUGUCCUCCGGCUGGACGGGGCCCAGGGUAGAUCUCCAGAGGGAUAGGCUUGGUCCCACCGGAGGCUGCAGCCGGCGGCGGCAGCCUGGACACCGGCCUUGUGAACAGAGGUUUCACUGUUUCUGAGGACGGCUGGUUGGGGAUCUCAUUAUGGAAUGUUAACUGCUCAGGUCUGUAAAUGCAGAGCAGGGAAGGGCGACUUCUCAUUCUCCGCUUGUAAAAGGCUCAAACCGAGUUCUCAAAGAAAUCUCUAAUACCUAAAUGUUCCUGAGACUGUUAUUCUCAGAUAGGCAUAAAUGCGCUAUUAAGCAGAAGGAAAAAAAUUGGGGCCUCCUGAGAAUUUAUUGUACUGCCUUUGAAGUCACUAAUUAACUCACUCUGUGUAAGCAGCGACUAGCAACUAAUAGGCUAAUAGAAGAAGCUUCAUGACAUUUUUGAAUUCUUCAUUCAAGGAAGGGGCUUCGGGAGCUCGUGGAGAAGAAGAGCCUCUCGCCUUUGCAGGGAGACUCUGCAGGGGCUCUCAGGGUCCAGUUUGGGUCUGUUCUUUUUUCUCUUUUUUUUUCUUUUUUCCCUCUCUUGCCAGGUAGAGGCAGGGCCGGGCCACUGCUUUCUGCUGGAACUUGGAAAGCAGGCUAGUAAAGUUGGGUUUGUGGCCGGGUGCUGCUCCACCAAGUCACAGAGGCUGACUCCCUGCCAUCCGUGGCUUCAAGGCCCAGGAGCCUCCUUGCAGGGCGAGCAGGGCUUGGACGUCUGAUCCCUGAUCCCACGCGCAGGCGAGAGGAGAGAGAACAGAAUCCCUCCGGGCCACAGGGCGUGUGCCUGGUGAGGCCUCAGACGAGCUGAUGGUGUGAGCGGCUCCUGGUCUUCCAGAUGGCAAGGAGCCCUCAUUGUGUGAUCUUUUACAGAAAGGCAGGAGGCUGCUUGCCCUGGUACCUGAGAGCUCUCUGCGCAGAGGAGCUCGCAGCCGUGACAGGCUUGCUCUCGGGGUUAUUUAAACUCUCUUCUUGUUGGCUCUGCCCCCUCUUCCCAUCCCAGGAGCCCCUUCUGGAGUAGGGUGGAGCUCUGGAAGCUGAGGAGCAGGGAGUGACGCCAGCAGCUGCCUUAGUUUGGGGACGCUUCCGAGCAGAUAGUUUCUGGCGAAGGGCUGGUGGCAUGUUGGUCGGUCUCGGCUGUGUUUUGUCUUUUGGCAGAAAUAACGCCAGAAUGUUCAGUGAGUCCUGGCACGCAGACUGCUCUGACGCAGGGCGUUUUCUCCUCUCCCUCUUCUCCCCUUGGGAUCUCCUCCUGGUUGAUGAAAGGAGGCGGUGCGGGGGGACCCAUGAAUCCUUGGGCCCGUGGUCACUGAGGGAGGGUGGCCCCUUGAAUUUCCCCCAAGCUGCACAUCCUCCUGCAGCCCUCUUGUGUUGCAGGCCCUGCUGUGGUGUAAAGGUUGCAGACAAAGGGGCGAGCUCUCUCUGGAUCCAUCCGGGCCACUCCCUCUGUCAUCCGUCAUUGUCAGUGGGAGACGUCUGUGUAGCCACACAAGGGCGAUGCCUGACCCCAGGGGCGUUGGAAGGGUUCUUGGGGGGAAGCAUUGUUUGCAUCUCUUCUUGGAAGCCAAGCUCUAGACGUUCCGGCUUAGGCAUAACUGCAGUCAGGAUGGAACCAGGCAAGAUUCUGCUUCUGAAAACUACAGGAACUCUCCCCCCGCCCCCGCAUCAUCCUGCAGGGCUUGUGAAAACAUCUCGCCUCCUCUCUUUUCCUUGCUGACGUCUCUUUGGUCAGAGUCUUAGAAUUCAGAAACAGGGAGGCGAGGACUUGGGUUCCAUUGGUUUUUAUGCAAAGAACAUCAGAAUGUAAAUGGCCCCCGAAAUAAAAGCUGACAAGAGGCAACCAACGCAUAAUAGGAAAAAAUGAAAUAAUGCUUUUUCCAAACACAGCCAGGCAAUUUGCUGGGAGGAAAGCAGAAGACGAUGCUGUUUCUUGCGCAGAAGGGGAAGGUGGGGCCUCAGGCUCGCGGAAGCACAUUAUAAACUGUGGUUAACACCCAAAUGCUGAUGGCUGAGCCUCAGUGGGCUCAGGGUGCGUGUGUGUGUGUGUGUGUGUGUGUGUGUGUGCGCGCACUUGCACACACACUCCCGGUGCAAGCGCAGCCGGUGUGGAUAGGACGCUCCCUGAUACGAAGACCCGGAGGUUGGAUGUCUCACUGUAAAUUUGUCCCUGGGCCUUCUGGGUAUUUCCCAGGAGUGAAUUUAUGUUGACAAAAACUUCAUGGGAGAGCGUCAGAGACCUGAAAAUGUCUGUGCAGGAAACUACGGUGACUCUGUUUCCCCUUUCACCGGUGGUCGUGGGAGUGAAGGCUGGGCGCGGGGACAAGCUGCACGCCUCCUUGCCCAAACCUGCCCAGGCGCAGACCUCUCAUGCUGUUGACAGGACUGUGUGGCUUCAGGCGUGGCCAGGGUUCCUCUGACCUCACUGAUUCCCCAAGGCCGUGAGUGUCUGUUUGCAGGAAGCUGGAGCCAGCCCCUUGUCCUGCUGCAGCAUCGGGCUCUGGUGAGGAUCAAGUGAGAUGCUGUGAAUGAUAAAGUGGUCCAUGGCGGAAAAGGCUCGUUUCUUUCCUUCAGGAAGGGGGCCAUGUUUGCAGGUGAGGGGUCGGGAACAGCCCCUGCCUGUGGAUGGAAACUCAGACCUGUGUUUUAAUCCAUUAGAAGAUGGCUUUAUUCUGUCAUUCAGCACGGCAAUGUUGAGGCUUCCCGAACUCAGGACUCAUUCAGCACGGACAUGUGCUUUUCUUGUUCGAAUCCCCUUUGGCUGGAAAUCUGAAUAUCCAGUCUCUUUCUCCCCCUCCCGUAGCAUUUCGUGGCCUCCUUCCCUCCCCCCAUCCGCCCUUCCUUCGGGCUCCCCGAAAUCUGAGUGCCACUUUUCUGGGAAAGCCUGAUAUUCUGACUUCAGGUUUGUAAUUUAAUGAUGGAGAGUUUCCUUAGUAAACCAAAUUUAGAGUCCUAGAAUGCUUAUCUUAUAUCCAGACCUUGAACAUAAAAGGCAUUUUAUACCCGCAAUUGUUCAUUUAAUGAGCAAUUGCAGAGUGCAGGCCGGUUAAGGGAUUGAGCUCUAUGCACUAUUAUUGCAAGAAGUAUUCCGAAAUACCAGAAAUAGGACGUAAGCUCUGAUCAGGGAGACUGCGAGCACAAUUACCUUCUUUUCAAAUCCUUCUGUGACACUGCGGGAGGAAAAAGGACUUUGAAACUUGAAAGGAAAGAGCUUGCUUUCAACCUCAAAAGCUAGGAGGAAAGGGCUCUGAAAUUUGCUCAGAAUUCCCAAUUCACCAUUAGCCUGUUUCUUCCUUUAGCCUCAAGGCAUUCUCCGCUUUUUGAAAAGAUGUUAAGAAAUGCAGUCACAAUAGAGAGCCUAGUUCUGAACAUGUUUCACUCGGUCCAUUGAGGUCUGGGCUCCAGCCUUUGUGUGGGGUGAAUUGAGCUGAACGGCUAGCUGGUUGGAAAGGGGUGAAUGAGUAGUCGCUGUGCAGUCGCAAAUUCUGGCAAAAGAAAGAAGCGCCCCCUCUUCCUUUAUUUUCCAAGAUGCAUUCCUGUACAGCCCUGCUAGUGGCCAUAUGUAGCGUGGUUCCUGUUCCUCAGUCAAUACAGGGUCCUUGGUUUAUUGCAACUCUUGUUAAGUUUGUCUUGUAAUUGAAGCUGCUAUUGACCUUGCUUGGGGACCAUUUGUAAAACCGUUUAUUUAGCAUAAACUGAAAUAAUAAACCCUCCUUCUCUCGGGCUGAUUGUGAUAGGGUGACAUUAGUUUGAUUUAAUGAUUAGCCGCCUGACCCUUCUGCUGGAGAGAGCGGCUUGAAUAGAGAGAGUUCACUCGGAAGCACUCAGAAAGAAUACUAAUGAGCUUGUUAAAUUUAGCAUGGCUCCAACCACUUUUAAUUCCUCUAAUGGGAGCAGCACGGCCUGGGAGAGGGAGAGGGCCGGGGCAGGGAGGCAGGGAGACUCCGAGAAUGUGUCUCCAGGGGUCUGUGCCGCUGGAGAAAGCCCACCAGGGGAAGUUUGCAGAAAGUAGCUAGCCAGAGCCCCGGACGGAACUAGGAUGAAAGUCCUGGACAGACGUAUCACCGAGAGCGAAGAAACGCGGUCGCCAUGCAGCCACAGAGCGUCCAGGGGCUCGGCAAGGUCAGCGAGGAGCCCUCGACUUCCAGCGACGAGAGGGCCUCGCUGAUCAAGAAGGAGAUCCAUGGGUCCCUGCCGCACCUGGCCGAGCCCUCCGUCCCGUACCGCGGGGCCGUGUUUGCCAUGGACCCCCGCAACGGCUACAUGGAGCCUCACUACCACCCUCCCCACCUCUUCCCUGCUUUCCACCCUCCGGUCCCCAUCGACGCGAGACACCACGAGGGCCGUUACCACUACGAUCCGUCUCCGGUUCCCCCGCUGCACGUGCCUUCUGCCUUGUCCAGCAGCCCCGCGUAUUCAGACCUGCCCUUGUUCAGGAUCUCCCCGCAUCGGAACCCCGCCGCAGCUUCCGAGUCCCCCUUCAGCCCGCCGCACCCCUACGUCAACCCUUACAUGGACUACAUCCGGUCUCUGCACAGCAGCCCGUCCCUGUCCAUGAUCUCGGCCGCCCGCGGGCUGAGCCCCACAGACGCCCCCCACGCUGGAGUCAGCCCAGCGGAAUACUAUCACCAGAUGGCUCUGUUGGCCGGCCAGCGCAGCCCCUAUGCAGACAUCAUCCCCUCCGCUGCCACCGCCGGCGCCGGGGCCAUCCACAUGGAGUAUCUCCACGCCAUGGAUGGCACCAGAUUCCCCAGCCCCAGGCUGUCAGCCAGGCCGAGCCGAAAACGCACACUGUCCAUAUCACCGCUGUCGGAUCAUAGCUUUGACCUUCAGACCAUGAUAAGGACGUCUCCCAACUCCUUGGUCACGAUUCUCAAUAAUUCCCGCAGCAGCUCUUCAGCAAGUGGCUCCUAUGGCCACUUAUCUGCAAGUGCAAUCAGCCCCGCCCUGAGCUUCACCUACCCUUCUGCGCCCGUCUCGCUCCACAUGCAUCAGCAGAUCUUGAGCCGGCAGCAGAGCUUAGGCUCCGCCUUUGGACACAGCCCGCCGCUCAUCCACCCCGCCCCAACCUUCCCGACCCAGAGGCCCAUUCCCGGGAUCCCCACGGUCCUGAAUCCCGUCCAGGUCAGCUCCGGCCCUUCCGAGUCCUCCCAGAGCAAGCCCACGAGUGAGUCUGCGGUGAGCAGCACCGGCGACCUCGUGCACAACAAACGCUCCAAGAUUAAGCCCGACGAAGACCUCCCGAGCCCAGGGCCGCGGGGCCCACAGGAGCAGCCAGAAGGGACGACCCUGGUGAAAGAGGAAGGGGACAAGGACGAAAGCAAACAGGAGCCUGAAGUCAUCUACGAGACAAACUGCCAUUGGGAAGGCUGCUCGCGGGAGUUCGACACCCAGGAGCAGCUGGUGCAUCAUAUAAAUAACGACCAUAUCCAUGGAGAGAAGAAGGAGUUUGUGUGCCGGUGGCUGGAUUGCUCGAGGGAGCAGAAGCCCUUCAAAGCCCAGUACAUGCUGGUGGUACAUAUGCGAAGGCACACGGGCGAGAAGCCUCACAAAUGCACUUUUGAAGGUUGCACAAAGGCCUACUCGAGACUAGAAAACUUGAAAACACACUUGAGAUCUCACACCGGAGAGAAACCGUACGUCUGUGAACACGAGGGCUGCAACAAGGCUUUCUCCAACGCCUCCGAUCGCGCCAAGCACCAAAACAGGACACACUCCAACGAGAAACCGUACGUGUGUAAGAUCCCCGGCUGCACCAAGCGCUACACGGACCCCAGCUCCCUCCGCAAACACGUGAAGACGGUGCACGGCCCGGAGGCGCAUGUCACCAAGAAGCAGCGCGGGGACGUGCACCCCCGGCCCCCGCCCCCGCGGGACUCCGGCGGCCACUCGCAGGCCAGGUCACCCGGCCGGCCGACGCAGGGGGCCCUCGGGGAGCAGAAGGACCUCAGCAGCACUACCUCAAAGCGGGAAGAAUGCCUCCAAGUGAAAGCCGUCAAGGCGGAGAAGCCCAUGACAUCUCAGCCAAGCCCUGGUGGUCAGUCUUCAUGCAGCAGCCAACAGUCCCCCAUCAGCAACUAUUCCAACAGUGGCCUCGAGCUUCCUCUGACCGAUGGAGGUGCUGUGGGCGACCUCAGCGCCAUCGAUGAAACCCCCAUCAUGGACUCGACCAUUUCCACGGCAACCACAGCCCUGGCUUUGCAAGCCCGGAGGAACCCGGCAGGGACCAAAUGGAUGGAGCAUGUCAAACUGGAAAGGCUCAAACAAGUGAACGGACUGCUUCCACGACUGAACCCCAUUCCACCCCCCAAAGCCCCUGUGGUCUCUCCUCUCAUAGGACACAGCACGCAGCCGGGCACCAGCUGCAGUCUGGGCGGGCCCGCGCCCCUGCUCCCGAACAGAAGCGACCUUUCGGGCGUGGACCUCACCGUGCUGAACGUGCUCGACCGGAGAGACAGCAGCACCAGCACCGUCAGCUCCGCCUACCUGAGCAGCCGCCGCUCCUCCGGCAUCUCCCCCUGCUUCUCCAGCCGCAGGUCCAGCGAGGCGUCCCAGGCCGAGGGCCGGCCCCAGAACGUGAGCGUGGCCGACUCGUACGACCCCAUCUCCACCGACGCCUCGCGCAGGUCCAGCGAGGCCAGCCAGGGCGACGGCCUGCCCGGUCUGCUCAGCCUCACCCCCGCCCAGCAGUACCGCCUGAAAGCCAAGUACGCCGCCGCCACGGGCGGCCCGCCGCCCACCCCGCUGCCCAACAUGGAGAGGAUGAGCCUCAAGACCAGGAUGGCCCUGCUGGGCGAAGGCAGGGAGCCCGCGGGGACGCUGCCUCCCGUGCACCCUCCCCGGAGGUGCAGCGACGGCGGGGCCCACGGUCACAGCCGGCGCCCCCUGCUGCCCCAGGACGCGCUGGGCAUCGGCGUGAGAAGGGCCAGCGACCCGGUGAGGACCGUCUCGGAGAGCCUCUCCCUGCCCCGGGGGCAGCGGUUCAACAGCCUGCACAGCUUCAACCCCCCGGGCUUGGCGCCCGCCCUGGAAAAGCGCCACCUGGUGCUGCAGAACUACACGCGGCCCGAGGGGGGCCCGGCCCGCCACUUCCGCGCGUCUCCCUGUCCCCCGAGCAUUAGCGAGAAUGUCACCAUGGAGUCCCUGACCCUGGGCGCCACCGUGGACCUGAACGAUGAGGACCUCCUGCCUGACGACGUGGUGCAGUAUUUACAUUCCCAGAACCAGGCAGGGUACGAGCAGCCCUUCCCCAGCGCCCUCUCCGACGACGGCAAAGUGCCCCACGGGCCCAGCUUGGGGAGCGGGCCCCACGACUUUGACCCACUCGGGCUGCCCGACAGCCACGCCGGCCACACCGGCCAGCAGUACCGGGGGCUGGAGCCGCCCUGCGCGGAUGCCAGUAAACCCGACCUGCCGAUCCAGUGGAACGAAGUCAGCUCGGGCAGCGCCGACCUGUCCUCCUCCAAGCUCAAGUGCGGCCAGCGCCCCGCGGCGCAGCAGGCCCGAGCCUUCGGGCUGUACAGCAGCACGGGCGUCCACCCGCAGAAUUCCCUGAGGAGCGGGGCUGGCCCGGCGGGGGGGUAUCCGACCCUUGGGGAGCACGGCAGCGCCUUCGGCGGCCCAGAGCCCUUGGUGAGCCACAGCGGCGGAGCUGGUACCAACGGAAACGCCUUCCACGAACAGCCCUGUAAGGCCCAGCAGUAUGGGAACUGCCUCGCCAGGCAGCCCGGCGCCCCCAGCUUGCUCGAUGCGGGGAUCCAGGCGGCGAAGCUGAGAAGCAGCAUGCAAGGGAGCGGGGGCCAGCCGGAUUUUGGCCUGUUGGUGGCGCCGAAUGAGUCCGCUGGCAGCCCCGGGAACGGCAUGCCCACCCAAGACCCGGUGGGACAGGGGUACCUGGCGCAUCAGCUCCUUGGCGACAGCAUGCACCCCCAGGGGCCAGGCCGCCCCGCGCAGCACACGCUAGGGCAGGGUAGCGCUACCUCACACCUCCACGUCUACCAGGGGCCGGAGGGCGGCCUGCCCGGGCCCCCCAACAUCGGCGGCCAGCUGUCCGGCGUGGCAGGCAUCAGGGGCUACCAGCCGUGUGCCGGCUACGGGGGCAGCCGGCGCCAGGCUGGGCCGAGGGGCAGCCUGGCUCUGCCGCCGUCGGGACAGCUCAGUGACACGAGUCAGACCUGCAGGGUGAACGGCAUCAAGACGGAGAUGCCAGGGCCGUCCCACCCGCUCUGUUCCAACGUGCAGAGUUUCUCUGGUCAGUUCUAUGACCGCCCCGUUGGCUUCAGUCAGCAAGACACGAAAACGGGUUGCUUCUCCAUCUCCGAAGCCAACUGCCUGCUCCAGGGGGCCAGCGCCGAAACCUCCGAGUUACUCUCCCCAGGUGCUAACCAGGUGACAAGCACAGUUGACAGCCUCGACAGCCAUGACCUGGAAGGGGUGCAGAUUGAUUUCGAUGCCAUCCUCGAGGACGCGGACCACGCCAGCCUGAUGUCAGGGGCACUGAGCCCGAGCAUCAUCCAGAACCUUUCUCACAGCUCCUCCCGCCUCACGACCCCGCGCGCGGCCCUGCCGCUGCCCGCGCUGCCCGCCAGCAGCACCAACAUGGCCAUUGGGGACAUGAGUUCGCUACUGACCUCCCUUGCAGAAGAGAGCAAAUUCCUCGCAGUUAUGCAGUAGGCGUUAGGAAACCAGGACCGCCCAGAGACCUGAGACUUUAGGAGUUUAAAAGAUGAAAUGGACCCUUUUUUAUUUUUAUUUUUUGCUAGUUUGUUGUUUUUUGGGUUUUGUUUUAGUUCUGUAUGUAUUUUAGCAAUCUCAUGUCACCUGACUGGGAUGUGUGUCAAGAAUAUUCCUUUUAUGGAAAAGGACUGAAAAAAAAAACAAAAACCCUAAAGUAUUCUAGGGAGAAACUGUCUUCCAUUUCAGUUUUGAAUCAGUAUUGUUACUCUCGAAACACCUUCUUUUAAAAAAAAACAAAAAACUGUAAGCCCACUCCUCCCCCCAUUUUUUUAGUAAACCGCUGUCAAUGUGUGAUGUGCACGUCCUUUCUUUUCAGACAGAGGUCACAAGAAAGGAUCUGACGUGUUUCUCUGUGACUCCCGAGGCAUAGGAGUGGGUGGGAUUCUGACCCAGGGGUCCUCCUUCCGGCUCUUUACAGCUCCCUUCACGUCGGCUCAGCGUUUAUGCCGUGUUUCGUUUCUCUUGGUUUCCGUUCCCGUGUCGGGCACAGCAUCGGCCGUGGAUAGCGAGUUUGGGGAUCGUUUCGGAUGCGCACCGGAGCAUCGACCACAGGUUUUUCGAGAUGCUCCUUGGCCCCAGUUCCGCUCAGGUCCUCCUUCUGAGAGAUGUGCACAGGUCGACAUCUGGGGCCCUUGCAGAAUUGGUUUGCUCAUCGUAGGGGUGGAAAUUCUUCCUGUCGCACGUGUGCUUCGGGUGGGGCCGUCUCUGUGGUUGGUUCUCGGUCAUCGACCCGGAGUCCCCGCCGGCUCUGUUUGUGAACGCCGGUGCCGUUCCAGGGAGAGAGAGGAAGAGCACUGGGUGACACUCAGGGCUGUGGUCACUGUCAUCUGGUGAGAAGCAGACAGAGCUCAGAUUCCAGCUAUUGUGUAGAAGCGGUUUGGGGCGUAUUGGUGGGUUGGCUGCGUUUGCUGGUUCCUUCCAUCUACUGGCCCGCUACCACGGAUAACUGAGAAUUGAUUGCUUACGGUUCUGAGUGUAUAGAGUAUACUUAACCCCACGGCCGGCUGUGUCAUUAACAUAUAUUAAUUCCACUCUAGUGAAAGAGUACAUCUACUCUAAGUGGCCCUGCUUUAGGGGAUUGAGAAAACUUAGCUAUAAAAGAAAAAAUAAAAAUAAAAACCUCACAGAGAUUAUUUGGAAUAAAUUGCUUCAAACCUUUUUUUUUUUUUUUUUUUUGCACUCACAGCAUAUGGAGGUUCCCAGGCUAGGGGUCUAAUUGGAGCUGUAGCUGCGGGCCCACACCACAGCCGCAGCAACGCCAGAUCCAAGCCGCAUCUGCAACCUACAGCAAGGCUGGAUCCUUAACCCACUGAGCGAGGCCAGGGAUCGAACCUGCAAGCUCAUGGUUCCUCAUCGGAUUCGUUUCCACUGCGCCACGAUGGGAACUCCGCUUCAAACAUUUUAGUGUUGAAAAGUACUAAGAAAGGAGUUUAGCACUCUGUGUGGAUACCGUUUUUUGCAGCCAGUCUAGGAAAGGAUGCAUCCAUUAAGACAUUUGUCUUUAAUGUGGACUUAAUCCGGACUUCUGUUUUGGAUUAAAACAUUUAAAGAUUUUAAAAUUGCAGCUCCUACCCAUGUGCAGUUGCUCCACAUAAAAGACAUACUGUGUGUGCACAGACUGCACGCAUUAUCCAGCAUUUUACUCUGAAGAAUACGUAAACUAUGAAACAAGGACUUGGGCUCCUCAGAUUAGCUGCUGUAUUCUGUCCCGCUGACCCUGGCGUUGCAUUUAUCCAGAGGGAUUCAUGAGUCAAUUCCGUGACAUUUACCCUUUACUCAGGCCAUUUAAAUUAGCUGAAGACGAUAAUCAAGAGUCCCUCAUGGUUAAGGACCCAGCGUUGUCCCUGCUGCGGCUCAGGUCGCCGCUGGGACAAGGGUUUGAUCCCUGGCCUGGGGACGUUCUGCAUGCCAUGGGCGUGGCCAAAAAUAAAGAUAAAAAAUUAGCAGUAGACAAAAUCCAAUCAAAUAUCAUGUCAUAGAAAGAAUAUUAGGACCAGUGCAUUGUUCUCAUGUUUGUGUUCUCCCCGGUGGACCACGAAUCCCAGUGUGGAAGCAAAGCUGCCCUCUGGGACUUUGUGACUCAGACAGCUGGGUCUGCUUUCCACUCGAUGGGAGCAGAAGGAGGCUGAGGUUCUCCCACCCGCUCCUCCCCGCCUUCCCCUGCCCCAUGUCGCACCUUUUAGGUCAAAAGACGCCUCCGCUUUGGAACAGGGCCCCACAUCAGAAGACAGGUAGUGAUGUGAACAAGCAGAGGUACGUCUGCUGCUUUUCGGCAGAAAGAUCAAGGCGCUCUCCCAUGGUCCUCAAACAGGUCAGGUUCUGGUCACACGAUCGGUACUCCAUCCCCGAAUCUCGUCUUGCCCUGAACUCCGAACCUCCAGGUCCUGGUGUGGUCGCGCAUGCUCCUGCGGCCCGGCCCGGCCCCUGUCCUCCUCCUCCUCCCCCGCUGGACCCCUUUUCCCGCCAGCCUUUCUGGGUGUGCCUUUCUCAGUCACCAUCAUUUCCCGCGUCGCCUUUGCUCUGCUUGGAAGGAUGUGUCUCUGCUGGUUCCCUUGGUUUCUGGUCAUUCUCUGGGGCACCUCUUACCUGUUCUCCUUGCUCCUGCCUCCAGAUUUGCAGGAGAUGCUCACUCAAGCUUCGGCUUGGUUUGGCUUCUCUCAAUAUGGGAAACUCAAAAGGAUGAGGGGGCGGAAAAGGAAAGUGGUCUUUUGCAGGCUGACGAUCAGUUGUGACAGGCAGUGGCAGGAGGAUCUCUUGGGGUCGUGUGCAAAGGUCCCGUCCAGAUAGGCGUCUCUGUAGACCUGGCAUCUCCCGGGAUGGGACCCACCCCGAGCCUCCAAUCUUCUCUCCGCCUCUCUGGCCCUAGCAUUUAGGGAGAGACCACCAGCUCUCUAGGCUUACAUCCUGCUUUUUAACGCAGGCUCAUAUUCCGGUCGGGCUGUUUAACACCUGUGUUAAACAUGUUUUUCCUUGUCAGUCACUUUGUUUUCUUUUUCAAAGACCUGAUUGGACUGCCCCUGCUCCUCACACAUUGGCUCACCCUCUUGAGCCACAGAGUUUUGAUUCUUGCGAUGUAUGUGCCUUAUUUUAUGUUAAUCUCGUGGAAGCGAAGGCCCCGUUGGUGUCGCCCCAUCAGGGCUCGAGGCUGCGUGCGCCCCGGCUGAGCGCACACGACUGCAGCGGAGCCUGAGCUGUCUUGUAACCUGCUUCCCAUGUUGUUUUGAACUGAUCGGAGGAUGUCCUCUUCUGACAAGUUACUGUCGUGUAUCCUGCAAACGUGUAAGAUAAAGUCCAAGUUCAUUGUUUUCACCUUUUUUAGAUUUUUUUAAAAAAUAAAAUGUGUAAUCCUUUUUUAAAAGAAACACGUGUAAAUACAUUUAAGUAUUGUAGGCAUAGUGUUCGGAUGUGGCCCACCCCGGGCCUUCCUCGGAUCAGCCCGUAGCCCCUGCGAUGCCCCCACCCCACGUCCCGCCCGCCUCAAGCCCGGGGCUGCUGCCUCGCCACAGAUGGACUGGACUUUUGCUUUCGGAACCACUUAGUCUUUUUGUAACAAAGAGAAAGAACAAUGUUUCUUACAAGGUCAAUAAAAAGCUCUUUGUACUGAA